AUGCCGGGCCCAUUGCCGCAAGUCGCUUACAAGCGCAUUUCUAAGCCUGAACUCGGCGAAAACAACUAUCAAGGCUUCAAACCUGGCGAAGUCGAAAUUGUGAAGAAGGGAUCUCGACCGUAUGAAGGACGAGCACUCGAAAGCGACAUCCGGAUAGACCACGAUGUUGAGAUCAAGGUCCGCGACGGAUGCAGGUUGUACGCAGAUAUUUAUCGACCUGCGGAUGCGAAUGAUGACGAGAAGCUACCCGCCGUCGUUAGCUGGUCAUGUUAUGGCAAGAAGUACUCUGCGCUCCACAUGCUACCGAUGUGUGUGUGGAAAUGCUGCGUGCCCAAAGAGGCUUUAAGUGGUCUGGAGAAGUUUGAAGGCCUAGACCCCGUCGAAUGGUGCCCGCGUGGUUAUGCUAUCGUCUCUGUUGACUCUCGAGGCACAGGCGACUCCGAUGGAUCAAUUCCUCUCAUGGGCUCUCAGGAUGCCGAAGAUUGCUAUGAUGUCAUUGAAGCACUUGCGGCCAUGCCAUGGAGCAACGGAAAAGUUGGAAUGGCUGGAAAUUCCGCACUCGCUAUUAUCCAAUGGCACGUGGCCUCGCUCCGGCCACCCCAUCUUGCCGCGAUUGCGCCCUGGGAAGGAUCUGGAGACUUGUACCGUGAGCAGUUUUGCCGUGGCGGUAUCUUUUCCAUGUCGAAUUUCGAUCUCAUCACAAAGUUUAUCAUCAAGACAAACAAUCCAAAUGGUGGCAUCGAGGAUAUGGCCGAGAUGUACCGACGACAACCGCUUUCAAACAACUACUGGGCCGACAAGCGCCCGGAUAUGACGCAGAUUGAGUGUGCAGUAUACAUUAGCGGAAGUGACUUCAGCAGCAUUCACACCAUGGGUUCUGUAAGAGGAUGGCUCGAAAUCCCGCAUGAGAAGAAGUGGAUACGAUGGAGUUCAUAUCAAGAGUGGUACGAGCUUUACUGCGUCAAACACUCCCAUGACGAGCUCAAGAAAUAUUUCGAUUGCUACUUGAAGGACGAAGACAACGGCUGGGAAAGCACCCCCAAAGUGCGCUGGUCAGCUUUACAGUUCGGCGACCGCGAAGCGAUUGACAACAUCGAGUUUAGCGAUUUCCCCAUUCCUGAAACCGAGUACCGUGAACUCUACCUUUCAAAGUCAGGCGUUACUGAGCAGCCUGCUUCCACUUCCGAGAUCGUCUCGUACAACUCUGAAGACACAAAAUCGAUUGCUGACUUCACUCACACUUUCAAGACCAAGACACGACUCAUUGGUCUUCCGAAAGCUGUUCUCUAUAUGUCUUGCCCAACUCACGACGAUCUCAACGUAUUUGUGAUAUUGCGCAAGCGCGAUGUAAAUGGCAAACUCCUCAUGCACCUCUGCUUUCCCUUCUCAGCAGUGCCGACAGGCAUCAAGAGCAUCGAUGAAAUUCCAGAGAAGGACCGACAAAGCACAAAUCUGCACAUCGGAAGUGUCGGCACUCUGCGCGCUAGUCAUCGCAGAUUCCUUCCUGAGAAGGGUCGAUCCACGAGCAAUUUCCCUUCCAUCCACACGACGUUGAGGAGAAUGAUAACACCCGGCGAGGUGGUCAAACUGGAGAUCGGCAUCUGGUCGAUGGGUGUCGACUUUGAUGCAGGAGAGUCUAUCAGUGUUCAGGUCUCCGGCUCGUUCCCUGCCAUUGCUGAGUAUACUGCAUUCUCUACAGAGCGACCGGAGUAUGAGAGGAACAAGGGUGAGCACAGGAUUCACAUAGGACCUGACACCCCGAGCCGAAUAAUCCUGCCCUUUGUGCCCAUUCCGCAGGAGCCGUAGGGCAUGGAAUCGCGGUGGUGUAAAAGGUCUUUGGGACAUGUCAAGUUUUCUGGCCAGAUUUUGUCCGUGAAACGGCGAGGAAUUAGCACCAGUAGGCUAGUCUACGGAUUUCUGUCCUGCUUGGAAACCGUUCACGUAUAAUCGAACAUAUUUUGAACAUA
Messenger RNA from Parastagonospora nodorum SN15, 1967 nucleotides. RefSeq lists its product as hypothetical. The record is from RefSeq and is a predicted model, not a curated record. The transcript has 2 exons. Gene Ontology annotation, molecular function: dipeptidyl-peptidase activity. The coding region runs from base 1 to 1806 and encodes 601 amino acids. Lineage: Eukaryota; Fungi; Ascomycota; Dothideomycetes; Pleosporales; Phaeosphaeriaceae.